AUGGUUGUACGAAUAGUGAUAUCUAACUCACCUUGUAACGUAAACUCUCUGUCAGUGUCUCGCUAUCAUCUUUUAGAAAAAUGCCACCGAUCUAAACUCGGCAUAGCUGCUAAAGCGAACUUUACUUCUUUAGCCAGUUGUUUAAGAUUCGGUAUUGAAAAGAGAGGCUUGGCUUUAAACUAUAGUCCACCAGAAGCAUGGGAAGAAAGCAAAGAGGAUUUGCAAUAUACCUGUGAAGUUUUCAAGUGUGCGGAAACGGAUGGUGGAUUAUCUUUGGUGAACGAUACUAGAUAUGACUACUACAGUCUUUAUGGGAAACCUUUACCUCACGUGAACUCAACCUGUGUCCCAGCAACGGGUAUGUUCUUCCUCGUCACAAAGAAACUAAAUUAUACUCUAGCAUUUCGAGAGUGUAAGAAUAUAACAGCAGUACCAGCUGAUAUUACCAGCGAACAGCGGACUGAUGCGCUUGCGCAGCUGUUGGCAGGAGCAAGCGUUGAUGCUGCGUUCGUGGGACUCAGAAGUAAAAAUAGCAGUACUUUCGUAACUUCUAAUGGGAAUGGGCUGGAUUGUAUCACUUAUCGAGCUUGGGCUCCUGGCCAUCCCAGGAGAUACCGUAACAAGUUUGAUUGUGUCGUCAUCACGCGUCAUCGUACCUGGCUAUCCACAUCGUGCAAGAAAAGUUAUCCUGUACUAUGUGAAUUGAUCCCUGGUGGUCCAUAUAAGAGAGGAUCAAUAUUUAUUUCGAGAAAUCAAAAAAAUAACGGUAAAAGUCAAUUUACCGAAGAAGAGCUUCAAGAUUACGAGGAUCUCACUUAUUUUACGAAGAAGGAAGUGUUGUAUGCACACCAGAAAUUCAAAGCCUUAGCGCCCGAGAAAGUUGGUCACAACAAAAAUGCUAAACUGCCAAUGGCUAAGAUCCUACAGUAUCCAGAACUAAGAGUAAAUCCCUUUAGAGACAGAAUAUGUAAAGUGUUCAGUUCAAGUAACGACGGAGACUGCACCUUUGAGGACUUUCUUGAUAUGAUGUCAGUGUUCAGUGAGAUGGCACCUAAAGCUGUGAAAGCAGAACAUGCUUUUAGGAUAUUUGAUUUUGAUGGUGAUGACAUGAUUGGUGUAUCAGACUUGCGUGAGGUUAUUGAACGGCUUUGUGGACCAGAACUAAAGCUUAGCGACUCUGAAAUCCAGCAGUUAGUACAGAAUGUACUAGAAGAAGCGGACCUAGAUGACGAUGGUGCACUUUCCUUUGCUGAAUUUGAACAUAUCAUAGACAAGAGUUCUGAUUUUUGCCAUGCAUUUCGAAUACGACUGUGA
Messenger RNA from Arctia plantaginis, 1314 nucleotides. The record is from the annotation of a GenBank genome assembly. NCBI's taxonomy places the organism in Eukaryota, Metazoa, Arthropoda, Insecta, Lepidoptera, Erebidae.